Anisakis simplex (herring worm) is the source of this 909-nucleotide messenger RNA. NCBI's taxonomy places the organism in Eukaryota, Metazoa, Nematoda, Chromadorea, Rhabditida, Anisakidae. The record is from the annotation of a GenBank genome assembly.
ACGAUGGCCGACGAUGGCUCGAUGAAGUUGUUCGAUAUUGCCGAGAAUAAGAGCACACCGAAACGAGUGAUAAACGCGGCGCAUAGCGAUCGUAUCAGGUGCGGAUGUGCUUCGAAAUUCAGCAGUCAUUUAUUCGUGAGUGGUUCGUAUGAUCAUUCAGCAAAAGUGUGGGAUAUUCGUGCAGAUGAAGAGGAACGCGAUGCAGAAGAUGAUGAGCAAGAUGUGAAGCCAUUGGUGAGUGUGGAACACGAUGCACCGAUUGAGGCGGUGGUGUUGUUGAAUGGAGACGCGAUACUGGCAACUGCAGGCGGUGUGGCGAUCAAGAUUUGGGAUAUUGCAUCGGGGGGACGAUUCUUGCUGGCGUUGAAACACCAUCACAAAACGAUCACAUCGAUGUGCUUGGCAUCGAAGGGCAGUCGGUUAAUAUCGGGAGGAUUGGACAAAAAGAUUAACAUUUAUCAUACGGAUACUCCUGAUUAUGCACUCAUUCAUUCGAUCUCAUUGGCCGCACCGGUGUAUGCGGUGGCCGUGUCGGAUGAUGACCAAAGUAUGGCUGUUGGAAUGGCGAAUCUAUUGGCGAUAUUCAGAAGAGACCCAGCAGGACAACAUGAGCAGACGUUGAAAGAGGCGAAAGAGACGGGCGCUGGUUUGGAGCAUUCGAAAACGAUACGUGUGGCAGCACCGGCGCCAAAAGAACGUCAACGAGGUGGAGUGACACUGGACGUUGAACUUACAGCGCCGUUGGCUCCGAAGAUUCGAUUGGGUAAAAUCGAUGUUUUGUUGCGGCAAUAUAAACACUGGAAGGUGGUCGAUGUGUUGUUCAGGAAUCGACAUUUCUGGGAGAAUAAUCCAGAUUUGGUGGUUGCUGCGUUGACCGAGGUGGGAAAUACUUUCGUGGUUGCGAUUUAG